AUGGCCGACGAAAACAUCAGCAACUUCAGCGCCAUCACCGGCUCCAGCGUCCAUGUUGCUCGCGGGUACCUUGAGCUUGCCCACGACGACUUUGAACGUGCUGUGGCCCUCUACUUCGAGAAUCCCGACUUAGUAUCUGGCAUGAGCGCUGCCAACUUAUCCAGCACUACCAACAACAGAGGAGCAACGUCAGCGGCUGCACCUCCGGCUACAUCAUCAACCCGCGGCGCCGUGUCCCGGGAGGACUCAAGCGGCGUGAUUCACAUUCCUAGUGACGACGAUGAAAUGGACUACAACUACGCCGAUAGUGGCGCCGAGGACAACCAUGAUGACGACGAAGACGGCAGCGGCCACCAGGCGGCGUUGCUCGCGGCCAGCUACGCACAGGAGGACGAGGACGCCGCCAUGGCCAGAAGACUGCAGGAGGAGUUCUAUCAACAGGGUGGUGGCGGCGCCGAAGCGGAUGUGCGCGCGCCAAUUGCGAGAACGACAGAGACCCUGGUCGCCCCGGAGUCUGCCUGGGGACCUGCAGAUGACCAGGCUAUUCUGGAGAGCCUUCGACGCCGCCGACCAGCAGCUAGAGGGCGCGGUGCUGGAUCUGCAGGCCCGUUUGCACAGCGUAUAUGGUCAGAUGGUGCGGCGCCGUCGUCCAGCACAGCGGCGAACGGCACGCACGCACGGCGACUCGAGGAUCUGUUUCGCCCGCCAUACGACCUCAUGGUGCGCAUGUCAUGGGAUGAGGCGCGCACCUUGGGCAAAGGCGACAUGAAAUGGAUACUGGUCAACCUACAGGACAUGAGCGAUUUCAACUGCCAAGCCCUCAACCGCGACAUCUGGAAAGAUCAGUCCGUCAAGGACCUGGUGUCAGAGAACUUCAUCUUUCUACAAUACGAUAAAGAUUACCCCGACGCCGAGGAAUACAUCAACCUUUACUUGCCCAACGGCACGCAUGAGAACCCCGACAACUACCCAUACGUCUCCAUCAUCGACCCACGCACGGGCGAGAAGGUCAAGGUCUGGAGCGGGCGGCCCUUUCCCAAGGCGAGCGAGUUCCACGCAGAGCUGGCCGAGUUCCUAGACCGGUACAGCCUCGAGUUCAACAGCAAGAACCCCGUGGCCAGGCCUAGCGGGCCCAAGCCAGCCGUGGUGGACGUCGACCGCAUGACGGAGGACGAGAUGCUGGAGAUGGCGCUCAAGAACAGCCUGACGGGCGGCGCCGGCGUUGGCGGCAGCAGUAGCAGCGGCGGCAACUCGGGCUCGACGCCCAACAUCCACGACCCGGACGCUUACACCAAAGCAGACGCGGGGACGGAAGAGACCAAGGACGAUGAUGAUGCGGGAUCCAGCGCAUUCGCGCAGAUCUCGUCGACGAACCCGCACACCGAGCCCGCCAACGACCCGGCGACGACGACGCGGAUCCAGUUCAAGCACGCCGACGGGCGCGUGAUCCGGCGCUUUGCCGUGUCGGACCCCGUGCGCACGCUGUUCGAGUGGCUCAAGGCGGCGCCGUUCGCCGGCAAGGAGGGCGUUGUGUUCGAGCUCAAGAAGAUGCCGCAGGGCCAGGACCUCGUCGACAGCCUGGACGCGACCAUCGAGGAGGCCGGGCUGAAGCAGGGGACCGUCAUGAUUGAGUUCAUCGAGGACUAG
Molecule: messenger RNA, 1647 nt
Organism: Cordyceps fumosorosea ARSEF 2679
Lineage: Eukaryota; Fungi; Ascomycota; Sordariomycetes; Hypocreales; Cordycipitaceae
Product: uas
Exons: 2
Coding region: 1-1647 (548 amino acids)
Biological process (GO): proteasome-mediated ubiquitin-dependent protein catabolic process
Cellular component (GO): nucleus
Molecular function (GO): ubiquitin binding
Source: RefSeq, a predicted model, not a curated record